AUGGCGGAGGAGGAGCUGGAGGCUCUGCGGAAGCAGAGGCUGGCGGAGCUGCAGGCCAAGCACAGGGAUCCUGGAGAUGCAGCACAACAGGAAGCCAAGCACAGAGAAGCAGAAAUGAGAAACAGUAUCUUAGCUCAAGUUCGGGACCAGUCAGCCCAGGCCCGGUUAAGUAACUUAGCACUUGUAAAGCCCGAAAAAACUAAAGGAGUAGAGAAUUACCUUAUACAGAUGGCAAGAUAUGGACAACUAAAUGGGAAGGUAACAGAACAAGGUUUAAUAGAAAUCCUUGAAAAAGUAAGCCAACAAACAGAAAAGAAAACCACAGUUAAAUUCAACAGAAGAAAAGUAAUGGACUCUGAUGAAGAUGACGAUUAUUGA
Molecule: messenger RNA, 378 nt
Organism: Pipistrellus nathusii (Nathusius's pipistrelle)
Lineage: Eukaryota; Metazoa; Chordata; Mammalia; Chiroptera; Vespertilionidae
Source: the annotation of a GenBank genome assembly